Molecule: messenger RNA, 2987 nt
Organism: Dinoponera quadriceps
Lineage: Eukaryota; Metazoa; Arthropoda; Insecta; Hymenoptera; Formicidae
Gene: ras
Product: inosine-5'-monophosphate dehydrogenase
Exons: 2
Coding region: 242-1813 (523 amino acids)
Biological process (GO): GTP biosynthetic process
Cellular component (GO): cytoplasm
Molecular function (GO): IMP dehydrogenase activity
Source: RefSeq, a predicted model, not a curated record
CCUCCCCCUUCUGGCUAAUUGUAUAUCGCCACCGUCUGGUGAAAGAAGACGUUCUUUGAGUUCGGUCAUUUUGCCCGGCGGCUUCGUUGAGGUUGUGUGCGACUCGACGCGCUUUACGCACGUGCGCACGUGUUCUGGGUAGUAGAAUUCGUCUUCUCGAGGUCAGGAGUAGACUUGGCAGCAAUUACGAGUACAGCUGCGAGCGAGGUGUUUUACAUCAGCUAGUGGAAGAGAGAAAAUUAUGGCAGACUACGUGUUAGGCGGUGUAAAAGCUGCGGACGUGCCGCUGCCGGACGAUGGGAUGUCGGCCGAGCGUCUGUUCGCCGCUGGUGAUGGUCUCACUUACAACGAUUUCAUCAUUUUACCGGGUUACAUAGAUUUCGCAGCGGAGGAGGUCGAUUUACUGUCACCAUUAACCAGGAAAAUUAUGCUAAAAGCCCCGCUCAUAUCCUCUCCUAUGGACACCGUUACCGAGUCCGACAUGGCCAUCGCGAUGGCUCUCACUGGUGGAAUCGGUAUCAUACAUCAUAAUUGCACACCUGAGUAUCAAGCCAAUGAGGUGCACAAGGUGAAGAAGUACAAGCAUGGCUUUAUCAGAGAUCCGGUUGUCCUUGCACCACAUCAUACGGUCAAAGAUGUCUUGAAUGUGAAGGCUGAGCAUGGUUUCAGUGGAGUACCCGUUACAGAUACCGGCAAAGUCGGCGGUAAAUUGUUAGGCAUUGUCACGUCCAGGGAUAUCGACUUCCUCGAAUGCUUGCCUAAUUAUCAACACAAAAGUCUUAGCUCAAUUAUGACAACUUUGGAGAAUUUGAUCACGGCACCAGCCGGUGUGACGCUGCAAGAGGCGAACGCCAUCUUGGAGAAGUCCAAGAAGGGGAAGCUUCCCAUUGUGAACGAGCGGGGAGAACUGGUGUCUCUGAUGGCGAGGACUGACUUGAAGAAAAAUCGUAAUUAUCCGAAUGCCAGCAAGGACGAGAACAAACAGCUGUUGGUAGGAGCUGCCAUAGGGACACGCAGCGCGGACAAGCAACGGCUGCAUCAACUCGAAGCUGUCGGCGUGGAUGUGGUGGUGUUGGAUUCGUCCCAGGGUAAUUCGAUGUAUCAGAUCGAGAUGAUCAAGUAUAUCAAGUCGCAGUAUCCGGAUCUUCAAGUGAUCGCGGGUAACGUCGUGACCACGAUGCAAGCGAAGAAUCUCAUCGAGGCGGGGGCGGACGCGUUGCGCGUCGGUAUGGGUUCCGGCUCGAUCUGCAUAACGCAGGAGGUAAUGGCGGUAGGACGGCCACAGGCGACAGCUGUCUACAAGGUUUCCGAAUACGCCAGGAAAUUCGGCGUACCCGUCAUAGCAGAUGGCGGUAUACAAUCGAUCGGACACAUUAUCAAGGGUCUUAGUUUAGGUGCCAGCACGGUGAUGAUGGGCUCUCUGUUGGCCGGGACGUCCGAGGCUCCGGGCGAGUAUUUCUUCAGCGACGGGGUUCGUCUUAAAAAGUACAGGGGGAUGGGCUCGUUGGAAGCCAUGAAUAGGAAGGACGCGAAGGGCUCGGCGAUGGAUAGGUAUUUUCACAACGAAAUGGACAAGCUGAAGGUAGCUCAAGGUGUUAGUGGCUCCAUAGUGGACAAGGGCUCGGUGCUCAAGUUUCUACCUUACCUGACGUGCGGUAUCAAGCACAGCUGUCAAGACAUCGGCGCGAGGUCGCUCUCCACCUUGCGAUCCAUGAUGUACAGCGGGGAACUGAAGUUUGAAAGAAGAACGCACUCGGCUCAACAAGAGGGCAACGUUCACAGCUUAUUUUCCUACGAAAAGAGGUUGUUCUAAUCACGCGAUCGUAAAACACAUGCGUCACACGAAAAGGUACCUGCAUUUAAUUCAACUGUACCGCUGCUGCUGUCAGAGUACGGUUGUUUCACAUUCGCGAGAGAUGGUGAAAAAUCUCACAUUAUCCGUCAUGUGUAUACGGAAUGAGUCACGACCUCGUAUAUUUGUACGCGAGAUGAAUCGUUUACCUCAGGAUUGCUCUUAAUCAAUAAAGACAGGUGACAAAAGCGAACAUUAUUUACAAAAGUUUACACACAGAGUUCUUGUAAGUAAUCACUGCGAUUACUCUGAUUAUUCUGUUUCGUAUAUGUACUUAUCUAUAUAUAUAUAUAUAUAUAUAUAUACACAUAUAUAUCUGGAUAUACACAUAUAUAUAUAUAUCUUUAUACAAGACACUUUUAAACUCGAAUGUGGACAUUAUACAUCUCAGCGAGCCAUAUAUUGAAAUCGUACAGAUCAGUGAACGUUAUGAAUGCCGUUGAGUUAUCCGACAUAUAAAUAUCGACGAAUAUCAACUCUUUUGUGACUAACCAGACAAUUUUGCAAAGUGCGCGCGACUGCUAUGUAUCAAUAUAUUUUAACAUCGAGGAGGUUUAAUUACCUACAAAUUGGAUAUUAGAGUAAAUACUAAGACCAAGGAUCACACACUAUUUUACUACAUAAUUUAUGUAGUUUAAUCUUUUUUGUUCUCUGAUCAAUUAUAAUGUUAAUGCUUCUAUAAGUGCCCUGUUCCUUGAAUAUUUCUUGAAUGAAGAAGAAAUCAAACAUUAGCUUUGACGCAAGAAUUUUUAUCCGGAAAUAUUAACUUUCUCUGUAUAGCGAUAUUAUUUCGAAAAAUAACGUUCUUUCUUCCAGAAGAUCCUGCCGAAGCAAUUGAGAAUUGAUUAACCAUCUUUUAAAAUGCUCGUCCAUUCCUAAGACGAUAUACAUUAGUAUUUCGAGUAGUCUAACGUAGCUUAUUGAGCUAUAUUUUUGUAAAAUUCUUCAGUUUUUUUCUUUCGAUAUAGCAAUUUCAUACUAGAAAUAAUGAUAAGUUAUUUCCUGAUAGUAUUAAGUCGAAUUUAUCGAGACCUUUUUGUGCCCCCGAUAUUGUUUCGUAGCUGAUAUAUUUUAUACAGUAUUGUUAUAUAAUAAACUGUAUAUUCUGAAUAAAAGUCAAUUGGAUGUUACAACA